UUCCAAUCCCCUCCAUAUCAUGUGAUUCAGGUGUUCCAAUCCCCUCCCAAUCAUGUGAUUCAGGUGCUCCAAUCCCCUCCAUGGACACAGGUGUAUACAAUCAAGCCCCUAGGCAUGCAGACGGCUUCUACAAACAUUGGUGAAAGAAUGGGUCGCUCUCAGGAGCUCAGUGACUCCAAGCGUGGUCCCGUGAUAGGUGGCCACCUGGGCAAUAAGUUAAUCCGUGACAUUUCCUGGCUACUAAAUAUUCCACGCUCAACUGUUAGUGGGAUUAUAACAAAGUGGAAGCCACUGGGAACAACAGCCACUCAGCCA
Staurois parvus is the source of this 315-nucleotide messenger RNA. The record is from the annotation of a GenBank genome assembly. NCBI's taxonomy places the organism in Eukaryota, Metazoa, Chordata, Amphibia, Anura, Ranidae.